AUUUUUACGUAUCUCUCAACAGAUGUACUUAUCCAAGAAGUUUCAGAUGUACAAUUAUGGAAGCGCUAGCGAAAACAUGGAGCACUAUGGACAGGACACUCCGCCAGUAUACAAUGUAACCGCAAUGACUGUCCCUGUGGCGCUGUACUGGGCGCAGAAUGACUGGCUAGCUGACCCUGAAGAUGUCCGGGCCCUGCUUCCUCUGCUGCCGAACAGGAUGUACGACAAGUAUAUCAAGAAUUGGGAUCAUAUGGACUUCAUCUGGGGGCUGGACGCUGCUAAACUAGUUUACUAUGACAUCAUUAAGCACAUUAAGACACAAAUGUAAUCAGCAAUUAGAUUAUUCGCUCUCGAUUUCUAUCGCGUAAUAGUUGACGAGGGCGCAACCUGAGUCAGCUAUCACGUG
Orbicella faveolata is the source of this 406-nucleotide messenger RNA. Its product is annotated as gastric triacylglycerol lipase-like. Lineage: Eukaryota; Metazoa; Cnidaria; Anthozoa; Scleractinia; Merulinidae. The record is from RefSeq and is a predicted model, not a curated record. Gene Ontology annotation, molecular function: hydrolase activity, acting on ester bonds. Gene Ontology annotation, biological process: lipid metabolic process.